Molecule: messenger RNA, 1380 nt
Organism: Cyclocybe aegerita
Lineage: Eukaryota; Fungi; Basidiomycota; Agaricomycetes; Agaricales; Hemipholiotaceae
Source: the annotation of a GenBank genome assembly
AUGGAUGAGGACAUGAACAUGGACGCCCCCCAGGCCUUCGGCCUCCAGCCAGCCUUCGAGGAGCAGCCGCGCCUGCCAGUGAACACAGGCGAUCCAAAUCGAAAACAACUAGACCUCGUGUUCGUGCAAGACUGCACAGGUAGCCAGGGCACAUACAUCUCUUCUGCCACGAAGAACAUCGAGUCCAUCUGUGCCCACAUCUUCGAGUCCGGCAAACUUCAGAACCAGGAGGACCUCCGCGUCGGCCUCGUCGCCUUUCGUGAUCACCCACCGCAAGACCACACUUACAUUACCAAGAACUUUGGCUUCUCGUCCGAUAUCAGCCAAGUGCAUAAGCAUUUGUCAACGUUGUAUGCGUCCGGCGGUGGGGAUGGACCGGAGGCAGUAACGGCGGCGUUGGCGGAGGCGUUAAAUAUGGACUGGAGAGAGUAUGCGAGCAAGAUGGUCGUUCUUAUCGCCGAUGCACCUCCUCAUGGGAUUGGAGAGUAUGGAGACGGGUUCGACGAUGGUUCGCCUGAUGGGAAUGACCCACUCCAGCUUGCGCGACUCAUGGCCAGUCGUGGAAUCACAUUGUUCUUUGUUGCCUGCGAACCAGCACUGAGCGGAUACUCAUACGCUACGGACUUCUACCAAGCCAUCACAUCGAUCACUUCUGGGCUCAUGUUACCAUUGCUCACAGCAGACCUCCUAACACACGCGAUUGUAGGAAGUGUGCUCGAGAACCUGGACAUGGAGCGCCUCGUACGUGAAGUGGGCCAUGCUGUUGCGCAGCGUAUUCUCGGAAACAACGAGAGUGUUGACGACGUUGCACGCGAACUGCACGAGAAGCUGCUUCUGCGGAACGAGAGCACGAAGAAGGUUGUCAUCGAGAGCAUAUACAAGGACUCAGAGGAGGCCAAACACAACGUUGCAGUCUUCUCACAAGCACCAUCACUCGCAGAAGCCAGGCCAUUGCUGAAGAGAGUACACGGCACACGUUUCACAGAUAAAUACCUCCAAGCACGUCACGCCCUUUCACGAUCAUCUUACGCGUCUUACGGCUCCUAUUCAACACCGCAUUCUCCUGUUCGAGCGCCUGCUUCGCCCAAAGCUCCGCCUGCGUCUCCACCACGAAAAGUUGUCACCGAUUUCGCUGCAUUUGGGGCCCCGAAGACUUCCAGCGUCUUCGGCACAGCUGUGGCAUCAUCACCCUUCUCUCUUGCUGGUGGCAAGGCUGCGUUCGGUGGUAUGCGUGUGGGUGCAGCUAAAAUCCCAUUUGAUGAGGACGACGAGGAUGAGGAUGACUCCAGACAGAAGGUUGAGUUGAGGGAAGAUUCUAUUUCCCUCGACCAGGCCAGACGAAUUGCUAUGCAAAGUGCCUGGAGAAGCGCGCGGGCGUGA